Molecule: messenger RNA, 806 nt
Organism: Onychomys torridus (southern grasshopper mouse)
Lineage: Eukaryota; Metazoa; Chordata; Mammalia; Rodentia; Cricetidae
Product: calsyntenin-3-like
Exons: 4
Coding region: 39-746 (235 amino acids)
Biological process (GO): positive regulation of synapse assembly; positive regulation of synaptic transmission
Cellular component (GO): postsynaptic membrane; cell surface
Molecular function (GO): kinesin binding; calcium ion binding; amyloid-beta binding
Source: RefSeq, a predicted model, not a curated record
UCAUGCUUGGGUAGACUCUGGGUUUUUAAGGGAGUGACAUGCUGCCUCUCUUACAUAGGUGCUUCAGUGAAGAGUCCUGCGUCUCCAUUCCUGCAGUGGAAGGCUAUGUGGUGGUCCUUCAGCCGGAUGCCCCCCAGAUCCUUCUGAGUGGCACAGCUCAUUUUGCCCGCCCUGCUGUGGACUUUGAGGGACCCGAGGGGGUCCCCUUGUUCCCAGAUCUUCAGAUCACUUGCUCCAUUUCCCACCAGGUGGAGGCCAAAGCAGAUGAGAGUUGGCAGGGCACAGUGACAGACACACGUAUGUCAGAUGAGAUUGUACACAACCUGGACGGCUGUGAAAUUUCUCUGGUGGGAGAUGACCUAGACCCUGAGCGAGAAAGCCUGCUCUUGGACAUGGCAUCCUUGCAGCAGCGAGGCCUGGAGCUCACCAACACAUCUGCCUACCUCACCAUUGCUGGGGUGGAGACCAUCACCGUGUAUGAAGAAAUCCUGAGGCAUGCUCGUUAUCAGCUGCGGCAUGGAGCCGCCCUGUAUGCCAGGAAAUUCAGGCUUUCCUGCUCAGAGAUGAACGGCCGCUAUUCCAGCAACGAAUUCAUCGUGGAGGUCAACGUCCUGCAUAGCAUGAACCGAGUGGCCCACCCCAGCCAUGUGCUCAGCUCACAGCAGUUCUUGCACCGAGGUCACCAGCCUCCUCCUGAGAUGGCUGGACACAGCCUGGCCAGCUCCCACCGGAACUCCAGUACGUAAGCUGAGUGGGGAUGAGGAGCAUGGCAUGACAUCCAUCUCUAUACCCUUGGGAGGGGAGGA